Sclerotinia trifoliorum is the source of this 623-nucleotide messenger RNA. NCBI's taxonomy places the organism in Eukaryota, Fungi, Ascomycota, Leotiomycetes, Helotiales, Sclerotiniaceae. The record is from the annotation of a GenBank genome assembly.
CGCCUUCAACCCAUCAACAAUUCUACUUGAACAUAUCUUAUCAAAACAUCUCACCUGGUGUGAGAUGAUCAUGAUAUUUCCAGCUUGAUCAAUAUGCCAUUGUGGUUAGCAGCUUUGGAGGUAAAGAUGCUCCAUACAGCAUAACGUGUUCCCGUUUUACUGACGAUUAAUUCAGGCAUGGGCAGUCGCACGAGUUCGUAUCCCACUAUAUCGACGUGAAAUUCCUAUUGCUUACAGAUUUCUAGCUCCUAAGAAGUCCUACCUUUCAUAGUGCAGUUCGCAACAUCCACAAGAGAGUUCACGAAGCUCGUCAUGGCAAGGACCCCUCUGAAAUCGGUGGUACCAACAUCGAUGACCCGGAGAGGUCAAGUCGAUUUUUUAAAUACUUCAAGGACGAACUCAAAGAACAAUUCUGGGGCAGACCACCACCUCGAAAAUAACUGCUAUCCCGUUACCUCUGGAACAAUGCCAUUUGCAUGGUGAAUAAUAUGAUAACACGAGUGGGUCAACGGUCUAGGACGAACGGCGUAUAUGGAGAUUAUAUGGCGUUUGGCAAAUAAUACCGGUCCAUGGUUUGGGUAUUGAGUACACAAUAUUACAAUUUGAUUUUCUCUCCUUCAUCU